Molecule: messenger RNA, 1229 nt
Organism: Trichoderma reesei QM6a
Lineage: Eukaryota; Fungi; Ascomycota; Sordariomycetes; Hypocreales; Hypocreaceae
Exons: 2
Coding region: 3-1229 (408 amino acids)
Biological process (GO): branched-chain amino acid catabolic process; response to nutrient
Molecular function (GO): catalytic activity
Source: RefSeq, a predicted model, not a curated record
CCAUGAAGCGUCAGGCGGUUCGUCACCUAAGGGGAGCGCUGGCGCACCCCCAAGCUCCUCGAUCUUCAUCUGCGUCUGCGUCUGCGUCGUCGUUGAAGAACCUGGCACGAUGCUAUUCCACACAUCCCCCGAAUGCGAGGCUGAACCUGCCCAUUGACUACUCGACAACGCCUCUACUGGCUCACACCUCUGCCCUUGCCAAGCGGAACCCCGAGAUCCCCGCGGACGUCCGCCAGGGCGCCACCAAGAAGAUGAACCUCUUCCAGGCCAUCAACGACGCCCUCAACAUCGCCCUGUCCGAGGACGAGACGGUGUCUGUGUUUGGCGAGGACGUGGCCUUUGGCGGCGUCUUUCGCUGCACCAUGAAGCUCGCAGAGACACACGGGUCCGACAGAGUCUUCAACACGCCGCUGACGGAGCAGGGCAUCCUGGGCUUCGCCAUUGGCAUGGCUGUCGAGGGCAUGCGACCGGUUGCCGAGAUCCAGUUUGCCGACUACGUCUUCCCCGCCUUUGAUCAGAUCGUCAACGAGGCCGCAAAGAAGCGCUACUACGAGGGCGCCAACAACCGGAGUGCUGGGGGCAUGACGGUUCGCAUGCCCUGCGGAACUGUCGGUCACGGCGCCCUGUACCACUCGCAAUCCCCCGAAGCCUUGUUCACGCACGUUCCCGGAAUGCGCGUCGUCAUGCCCCGGUCGCCGUUGCAAGCCAAGGGACUGCUGCUGGCGGCCAUCCGCAGCAACGACCCCGUCAUCUUCAUGGAGCCCAAGAUCCUGUACCGAGCUGCGGUGGAAGAGGUCCCCGUGGCGCCGUACGAGCUGCCCCUGUCCAAGGCCGAGGUUCUGAAAGAGGGCAAGGACGUGACCAUCAUCUCGUACGGCCAGCCGCUGUACAACUGCAUGGCGGCCAUCAAGCAAGCAGAGGAGGAUCUGGGCAUCUCCGUCGAGCUGAUUGACCUGCGCACCAUCUACCCGUGGGACAAGAAGACAGUGUUUGAAAGCGUGCAGAAGACGGGGAGAGUACUGGUCGUCCACGAAUCCAUGGUGAAUGCGGGCGUCGGUGCCGAGGUUGCUGCCGCCAUCCAGGAAAACGCAGCCACGUUCAACAGGCUCGAGGCUCCUGUAGCCCGUGUUGCCGGAUGGAGCAUUCACAAUGCGCUGAUAUUUGAAAAGUUUCACGUUCCGGAUGUUGCAAGAAUCUACGACAACAUUAAGAAGACGGUUCAAUACUAA